GCUAGGAUUCUUAGCAUGGAGGGGCCAAAAUUUCAAAGUCACUUCCACAUAGGUUUUUCCUCUGCUGAGCAAGGUGGGGGCAUCUUUGUAAAAGAAUCAGCUGGGUUCAUAGUGACUGAUGAUUUACGUGUGAUGUCCCCGUUAUUGGUGGCAAGCAAUCUUGUAUUUACAAAGCUUGGAGCCAUGAAUGAGAAUAGCACUACUGAACAAAAGACUUUGAAUAUAGGAGCUCAUGAGGUUUUGAAGUUGCUUCUGCGCUCAUUAGUAUCAAAGAAACCUCUAUCUAAAACUCUACUGAAGCUUGAUCCUGCACCAAUUCCAAAUCCGAAUUUGAGCCUUGAUCAACUAAUAUUGACAAGUAUUGAAUCUCUGCUGCUUGGAGACAUAAUGAAUGAGGAGGAAGAAGAAAAGAUUGUUGUUAAGCUGACAGUUAGCGUCUCAAAGGAUAUUGUUUAUUAUGCCGAAGCAGGGGAGGAUUUUGCUAAUUUGCCCCUCAGUUUUUUGACUGUUCCACUUGGUUUCAUAUUAAAGCAUUUGAGGGAUGCCUCUUUCAAAGGAUGCAUUGAUCAGUUGUAAAAUAGUGUCCAA
Prunus avium (sweet cherry) is the source of this 588-nucleotide messenger RNA. Lineage: Eukaryota; Viridiplantae; Streptophyta; Magnoliopsida; Rosales; Rosaceae. The record is from RefSeq and is a predicted model, not a curated record.